Metopolophium dirhodum (rose-grain aphid) is the source of this 2680-nucleotide messenger RNA. RefSeq lists its product as uncharacterized. NCBI's taxonomy places the organism in Eukaryota, Metazoa, Arthropoda, Insecta, Hemiptera, Aphididae. The coding region runs from base 400 to 1245 and encodes 281 amino acids. The transcript has 6 exons. The record is from RefSeq and is a predicted model, not a curated record.
GCGCACGGCAGUCGGACGACAAUGUUUCGCCCCGUCGGUAGUGUCCUCCCGUCGAUCGAGACCGAAGAGAAUACGAUUUCGACUGCGACUACGGUGGUGGCGCAGCGGUUGCAGUCGAUGUCAAGCGGUGUUGUUCGCGUCGUGUCGGCCGAUACGGUUUUCGCGUAGUGCCACAGAGAGCCGCCGUGCGUGGGCUCCCUCGCCCGUAUCCGCGCGAAAACAAUUUGAAAAUAUAAAAACCGUUAUUCUUGUGUUGUUGUUGUUAUUAUUAUUAUUAUCGUCUUCGUUUUUUUGUUUUUUUUUUGUUGCUCACCGCACGUUACGGUUAUAACAAUAUUGUAAUUAUUGUAAACACAACUGCCGCGCGUCUGCACACAACGAAUUUCGUCCGCGUGUCCGAUGGCGGCCUUGUUCCGGUCAUCGUCUUCGCCUUACGCAAUAUUUGUUUACCUGUUACUCAUCCAUAUCGUCCGAAGUUUGCACAACGUUAGCAUACAGUUCAUACCUCCAGCAGUAGAAAGAGGACACGAUGUCAUGAUAUAUUGCAAUUACAAUUUAGACGGAGCUCCAAUGUUGUCGGUCAAAUGGUAUAGAGGAAGCCACGAAUUCUACAGGUACUCCCCCGGGAUGAUACCCAGAACGCAGACAUUCCCAUUUGACGGGCUUAAUGUCGACUUAUCUGUAUCAAAUGCCACACAAGUAUUUCUGCGCGAUGUUGGUUUCAAACUGUCUGGAAACUUGAGCUGUGAAGUAACAACUGACGGGCCUUCAUUCAAAACUGCGCUCGUCUCAAAACGAAUCGUAGUUGUGGAACUACCAAAAUCAAAACCAUUAAUUGUGACGGAUAAAGACAAAUAUGAUCCAGGUGAUACUUUAAUAGCAAAUUGUACGUCACCAGCUUCUAAACCUGCAGCCAGUUUAACGUUCUCUUUAAACAAUACGCAAAUUGAUAGUCCAGAAACUGUGAAGCACUCCAUUUCAAAUUUCUUGCAAUCGAGCAGGAUAACAGUAACUCUGAAAUUAGAUCAGAGCCAUUUUAAAGACGGCCGUAAGCUUUUACUACAGUGCACUGCUCUAAUAAAUACUUUGUACAAUCAAACUUCGGAACUUUUGUUACCGAUAAAAUCAACAGAGCCAGUGCCUGAAAAAGUUACGUCCCCGAGUCUUGGAUGGCAGGUAACAUCUUCUAUCAGCUGUUCAACGAUGAUCGCUGCUUCGGUCUUGUUAUGGAACGUGUUCAGAUAGUCUACAUGUGGAAACAUAUAUUAUAUAUAUAUUAUAUAUCUUAAGAAUCUUGUAUUUCACACUUUUGCAUGUAAAUAAAAGUUUAAGUUGUAAGAAAAAAACACAUCGAAUACUACUGUGAAGUAGUAACAAGACAUUACCACAUGACAGAAUUAAAAAAUGAUACGACCUGCGUGAUAUAUAUUUUUGAAAAAAUAGAGCCAAUUCGAUUGUGUGUUAAUUAUUAUUGUUUAUUAACUUAUUUUUUUUUUUUAUCUUUUGACAUUUUUAGAUUAGUUUAAGUGUUAAAAAAUAAAAUGAUUAUUUACAACUAAAACAAAGCGAUGCAUAUUAUUAAUCGAAUUUUGUAGAUACGUACAAAACAUAUAAUUUAAAAAAAAGUUUUUGUACAUAUUUAUGAUUUUAUAUACAAAAUUAAUAUACAUUAAAUAUUAUAAAUAUAUUAUAUAGAUUAUGUAACAAUUUUAAUAGCAAUAUUACAUUUUGCUAUUUAAAAUCAGUUUGGAACCAAAGACAAAUUUUAAAAAAGUUUAAAACUUCGCGUUGGACUUUGAAAAGUUAUUUAAUAUUUAAUAAUCCAUUAGCAUCUAAUUUUGCUUUGUCGCUUGUUUGCACAGUUUCAAUUUUGAAAUUUGGAUUUUAAAAAUGGAAAUAAAACUAUAACAUUAUAAUUUUUACAAAAUAUCAAAAACUGUAAUUAUAAAUACCGUGGACUAUAAAUUUUUUAGUUAUUUAAAGAAAUAAUUUUAAUAACUAUACUUAAUUAAAUCGAUGAAAAUGUGUAUAAUAUUGUUAUUAUUCAUAAAUAUUAUCGAAUGUAUUUGUUAAAAAAAAAAGAUAUUUUUAAGUAUAGGCACUUUUGAUGUUAAUAUACGUCUAAUUGAUAUUUGUGUGUUUAUCUUUUGUUAAAUUAUGACAGAUUCUACGCACCUAAUACCAAUAACAGCUUUAUAAAAUCAGUUACUACGAUCCCCUAAUCAUUUAAAAAUUGCAUUCAUGUUCUAUAUUAUUUAUAAUUUUUGCUUUAUGUCUAUUUAACAUUUUGGUGCCUAAAUGAAUACUUAUUUUUAUUUUCAUAUUUUUAUGAGUACUCAGCUUUUUCAAACUUUCCGAAAUUUAUUUUUAAAAAAAUUAUUCCCGUACUCCAUUUCAGUAUACUAUUCAAGUACUUAAAAAAUGAUACCAAAUUGUUAUCUAUAAUUCAUGAAAUAAAAGUUGUUACUCUUAGAACAAAAUAAUUCGGAUAUUUUUAAGUUUUCUACUUCAAUGUAUUAUUACAUUUUACUGUAUAUUAUAUGUUUCAGUAUAUACAUUUAAAAAAAAUACUUAAUUCCAUGUAUUUAAAAUUAACAUGUUAAUGUAAAGUAUGAUAAUAUAUGAUUCAAGACAAAAUAAAUAGUUGCGAAAAAUGUUACAUCUCUAUACCUGGAUUGUU